This is a messenger RNA of Coregonus sp. 'balchen', 1927 nucleotides long. NCBI's taxonomy places the organism in Eukaryota, Metazoa, Chordata, Actinopteri, Salmoniformes, Salmonidae. The record is from the annotation of a GenBank genome assembly.
AUGGUCAAGAAAAGAGUCAAGACAGGAUCAGCAGAGAGAAAGUUCUGUAUUCUAUUGCAUGUUAAACUCUAUUAUUUUGUCCCUCUCCAUCUCUCCCUCCUCCCGUCCUGCAGUCCCCUGACCAAGGUGAAGCUGAUCAAUGAGCUGAAUGAGAGAGAGGCCUCACUGGGGGUCAAAGAGACGGUGUCAUGGCACUCUGAGUACAAGGACAGCGCCUGGAUCUUCAUCGGUAAGAGGCGGUGCCAGAGACACCUCUGCGAUUGAAAAGGAUUGAGCCAAACCGUUGUAUUAUAAUCUCUCCACACCAUACUAACAGCCAGAAGGUUGGUGUUUAGGUUGUACUGGCAGCUCACCAGUUGGUGGCAGCAAAGUAUUGGCUUGUUUAUUCACAGUCAGUGGCUUGCCCUCUAGUCUCUCACCACCAGAGUUAUAAGCCUGUUUUUGACCUUGGUGUUUCUGUUGUAACCUGCAGGUGGGUUUCCAUAUGAGCUGACGGAAGGUGACAUCGUCUGUGUCUUCUCUCAGUGAGGCCAAUACAUAUACCCUUUCCUCCCAUCUCUCUACUCACUCACCCACCCUUCUCUCCCCCUGUCCUUUCUGUCUCUUGUUUAUCCAAUUGCAUGUCUCUUUCCAUCCUUAUCUUCCACUCUUCCCUCUUAACCUUCCCCCUUUUCAUUCUGAAUAAAUCAAUAGUUUUUUUCUCUGCAUUAGAUUGAUUUUUAUCCUGCUUAAUGUGUGUCUGCAGGUAUGGAGAGAUAGCCAACAUCAACCUGGUGCGUGAUAAGAAGACGGGUAAAUCCAAAGGCUUCUGCUUCAUCUGCUACGAGGACCAGAGGAGCACAAUCCUGGCUGUGGAUAACUUAAACGGGAUCAAGGUAAUGAACAGCAAUCACUCACAGCUGAGAGAGAACAAGAGAGAAAUACAUUUUAUGAGACUAAACCAGUAAACAUGCAUAAAUGAAGGUUAGACGAUCCAAACGCUUUGUGACUGGCAAAAUACUUGUAAAUUACUGUACCUCAUUUCAUUGUGUUGCUAUUUGUGUCUCUCUCUCUCUUGGCAUCUAGAUAAAGGGGCGGACCAUCCGAGUGGACCACGUGCUGAACUACCGCCCUCCCAAAGACAAUGAGGACAUGGACGAUAUCACCAAGCGCCUAAGGGAGGAGGGCUGUGCCCCCAAACUACCCGACCCUUCAUCCUCCGAGUCCGAAGAAGAGGAGGAACAGUACGCUGUACCAGUGAAGAAGCCCAAGAAAGGUGAGGGGAGACUACUGGAGGCCUAGAUGGUACAUGUCUGCUGCUUGUCAUUCCUAGAGAAGUUUUGACUAAAGUAGACUUUAAUUGGCUGUCAGUGUAUCUCAAAUAGGUGUCUCAGUCAUGUUCGUAUCAUCUGCUCUUACCUGACCUCAAUCAGUCUUUCCUUUCAUCUCCAACCCAGACAAGAAAGAGAAGAAGAAAAAGAAGGAGAAAAAGGAGAAGGCGGCUCUAAAGGAGGAGAGGCAGCAGAGGGAGAGGCUGGCCCAGACUCCCCCUGGGCCUGCCCUGACAGUGAGAAUGAAGCAGGAGAAGGAAGACCUGGGUUAUGACAAGUACAGCCAGCGGGGGGCGGUAGAGGUGCGGCUGGGGUCCAGGGAAGAGAGACCAGGGCCUGGGGCAGAGCCACGGAACCCCCGAGACACACACAGGCAGGAGGACGGAGGGUUCCGAAAUCGCCAUGGAGACCAACGGGACGGGGAGAGGGAUAGGUCCAGGGAGGAUGAGAAGAGGAGAGAUGGGAUGGGGGAGAGGAGAGAUGGAGGACUGCAGUUGGAGAGCAAGAGGACAGGCAGGGAGGAGGGAGAAAACCAAGACAGGGAUAGAGCAAGAGACAGAACUAGGGAGAAAGAAAGAGAGAGGGACAAUGAGGGGAACAGAGAGCGAGACCGGAAC